GUAGUUUUAAAAAUUGAUUUAUUUUUAUUUUUAUAGUGGGUCUUAUUAAAAUUAGAAAUCUUUUUCCGGUAUGGGCUGUGGUUUGUAUUGUUGGAACGAUACUUUGUUUCGCAGCGUUAAUAUUAACUGAAUAUCAUACGAAACCAAGAUAUCAUUCGGGUUUUGCAUUUCUUGGUUUUACUGUAUCUGUCGUUUGGAUUUAUUCAGUUGCAAAUGAAAUUGUUAAUUUAUUAAGUACAUUUGGUAUUGUCUUUAAUAUAAGUAAUACAAUUCUUGGUUUAACAUUUCUCGCAUGGGGCAAUAGUUUAAGUGAUUACGUUUCAAAUGUUGUUUCUGCUCGACAGGGUUAUCCCAAUAUGGGUAUAUCAGCUUGUUAUGGUGGUCCACUUCUAAGUACGUAUUAG
Messenger RNA from Rotaria sordida, 404 nucleotides. The record is from the annotation of a GenBank genome assembly. Lineage: Eukaryota; Metazoa; Rotifera; Eurotatoria; Philodinida; Philodinidae.